Epinephelus fuscoguttatus (brown-marbled grouper) is the source of this 1908-nucleotide messenger RNA. Its product is annotated as Carbohydrate sulfotransferase 1-like. The transcript is spliced from 3 exons. The record is from RefSeq and is a predicted model, not a curated record. Gene Ontology annotation, biological process: N-acetylglucosamine metabolic process; keratan sulfate proteoglycan metabolic process. Gene Ontology annotation, molecular function: N-acetylglucosamine 6-O-sulfotransferase activity; keratan sulfotransferase activity. Gene Ontology annotation, cellular component: membrane. Lineage: Eukaryota; Metazoa; Chordata; Actinopteri; Perciformes; Serranidae. The coding region runs from base 556 to 1860 and encodes 434 amino acids.
GUGUGUGAGAGGGUAGAGUGAGAAACCCUGCAGAGAGCAUGACAGUGACAGAGAAGGAGGAAUGAGACUCAUGGUGGGAAGUGGUUGUUGAUGCCGGCUGGAGCUGAUGGAACCUGCCUCCAUGAAAUAUGGGAAAUAUCUGGUCCUCUCACACCUGCAAACACCUCAAAUGAUGAUGGCAACAGGAGCAGGGUCAUUUUUUUUAGUUGGACUUAGUGAUGUGUUGGUUCUAUUCACUGCCUGGUAAGAUCACAUGCAUUUCCAAGACGCAAUGAAACGUACCCCCACGGCAUCAAAGCGUAAUGCACGGCGAGGCAAUCUUGCAUCCAAUCUAGAGACUCGGCUCCAGUAGCCUGUGUGGUCUCUGGAGGGGUGAGACAUGCCUCCUCGCGCAGCCUCUCGCCGCUCUCCAUCCAUGGCGCAUCUCCAGCUCUGAAUCCACUCCGGCUCUGGACACACCGGCGGCAGCGCUGAUCCACUCACACACAUACACACACUUUCACAAAUGCAGCGCAGAGGACUGGACCGGCCGGAAAAAUCCUACCGAGUGCGUUGAUGCGUGAAGGAUGUAGAGCCAGAGGGGGGGGCAGGAUGGAGUGCUCCUGGAAGACGGUGCUGCUGCUGGUGUGUGCGUCUCUUGGGGUCCAGUACACGGCCAUCCGGACCCUGAGGGACUCUCUGUCUGGACCCUGUCAGGGAACCUACCGCUGCCAGACCAGACACCACAGAGACUCCAGGUGGAGAGCCCUGUGCGAUGACAGCUGGAUGCCCAUAGAGUCGCCACGGAAGCACAUCCUGCUGUUUGCCACCACGCGCAGCGGCUCUUCCUUCACCGGGCAGCUCCUCAACCAGCACCCAGGGAUCUUCUAUGUGUUUGAGCCUCUCUACCACGUCCAGCAGGCCUUCACCAACUCCAGCAGCAGGCUGCGUCGCACCCUGGACCGCCGGGCCCUACUGGGAGCGUACAGGGACCUGCUCCUCAAUCUGUACACCUGUGACCUUCACUUCAUGGAGAAUUACAUACGUCCAGAGCCCCAGGACCACGUCACAAGUUCCUUCUUCCGCCGAAGUUCCAGUCACGCCCUUUGCUCCCCUCCUGUGUGUUCAGAGGGAGGGGAUUUAGCAGCCUCUGAUCCUCCUGAUGAAACCUGGUGUCCCAAGAAGUGUGGGGCCCUGAAUCUCACCCUAGCCUCCAUGUCAUGUCUGUCAAGGGAACACGUAGCCAUAAAGACUGUGCGGGUCCCUGAGGUGGGGGACCUGCGCACCCUGACAGAAGAUCCACGUCUGGACCUGAAGAUCAUCCACUUAGUGAGAGACCCCAGAGCCAUCCUUGCCUCACGCAUGAUGGCGUUUUCAGAUCAAUUCCGUGCUUGGAAAAUAUGGAAUGCGACAGGACGGCAGCCUCGAUACGUGGACCUGACACAGAUCACCAGCACCUGCAAGGACAUGGCGGCAUCUGCAGAAACAGGCCUUCAAAGGCCAGCGUGGCUGAGGGGACGCUACCUGCUGGUGCGGUAUGAGGACCUGGCGUUCAACCCGAAGGAAAAGGCCACUGAGUUGUACAGGUUUGUGGGGCUGGAGAUGGAGGACAGGGUACGAAUGUGGAUCGCAAAGAACACCAACAGUAACGUGUCGUCUCCGUCAGAGUGGAACUACAGGUACUCCACCACCAGAGACUCCAGAGCGACAGCGGAGAGCUGGAGGCUUCGUUUGGGCUUUGACAUCGUGAGGACCGUGCAGAAUCUGUGCAACGACACUCUGGCCCUGCUGGGGUACAAGCAGGUGCACUCAGCAGGCGAACUCAGAAACUUGUCUCACAGUUUAGUAGAACACAGGACCUUUCAACCAGCCACAUGGUAGAUUUGAUUUAAAAAUCAAUGUUAUUUAUUUAUUUAUUUAUUUAUUUAU